Microthlaspi erraticum is the source of this 225-nucleotide messenger RNA. Lineage: Eukaryota; Viridiplantae; Streptophyta; Magnoliopsida; Brassicales; Brassicaceae. The record is from the annotation of a GenBank genome assembly.
AUGCCGGAGAUUUCGAGCUCGAGACAUGUGUGCUUCAUGCUCUCCGCCGAUUCAACAACUACUUUCUAUCAAAUCGGCACGGAGAUCCCGACUAGGCACACGAUAAACCUUCUCUGUUGGUGCGACGACAAAUCGCAGAUUCUUCACCUCCGGCUUGAUGGAGAAGAAGAGGAAAGUGAAGAUGAAAAGCCUGCAUUAAAGAAGGCUAAGGCUGCUAAAGGAUAG